GAGCGAGCUGUGAGGAGUGCCAGUCAUAUCUCCAUUAUACUGUUGUACCCCUAGUACAAUGUGAAUAUGCAAAUACGCAUUCACGUUAAUGGUAUUAAGAUGAAGAACAAUAAUGAUGAAAAACAUCUGUGAUCUGAGCAAUGGGUGGGUUACACUGUCUUUAUGGCCAUGCAUCCAAUCUGAUGUCCUACUGCUAACCAACCAACUAACUAACUGCUGGCUCGUACUUGGUACAACCGAAACUUGAGGUCGGUCGCACAUUUGCAAUGGUUGGACUUACCAUGGGGUUUCGUUUAUUAUUUUAUCCCAUGAACGCAAGAAAGACACAAAGCCAAGAGAGGAAUGCUGGUCUCCAUUGUUCUUCUAUGAUGGGUGGAACUUCAAAUGGUGGACCCUGACGAGAAUGCCUCCAACGCCAACACAAGGUUAUGGUCUAUGUCUUGUGCCGACACACAGCUUAUGUAUGUAUCACAAGAUAGACGGGAAAAAUGAAUAAAAUCCUUUCAUGAUGCAAAUAAGUCCUGGAAAAGGGGCUAUAAAACAGACAGCAAAUACAUUAGAGCCACCAUUCCCAGUUGAUCCCCCCGUCAGAAAACUUCUACACCUUCUCAUGGGGCGCCAAGACAGACACCUUACAUCUUUAUGCGUUGCCUGCGUGGUCUUGUUCGCCGUUUUGGUCCAAAUUGCUAGUCCAAUUGCCGGAGAACAAGUGCCAGGCCCCUUUAAAAAACUUAGCUUCCCGGUUGUUUCAGCUGAAUGGUUGGACAAGUGGAUGGACCACAACCUGAACCUACCGGCCAACGGGAUCGAUGAGCAGGCCUUGACUCGGCUUUUCAAACGGGCAGGCUCAGCCCCGGAAAUGGACGAGCAGGCCUUGACCCGCCUAUUCAAGCGACCAUCGGCCAUUCGACUAUUGCGAAGAGCCCCUAUGGGCGGGGCCAUCCGUUAUGGGAAGCGAUCUCCGUUGGCUGUGGCUCAGUUCAUGGACGAGACCGAAGACAUGGAGGAUCAAACAGUGGGCAAAAGGGGUGGGAUGAUCCGCCUUCUCCGAUCCUCGUUCCCUGCCUUGGCCAAUGACGAGAGUGACGAGAUGGAAAAGCGGAACCCGAUCCGGUUGGUCCGAAAUACUGCCAACAAUCGUCCAAUGGUCAGACUCCUGAGAAGCAACAAGAUGCUUCGAUUGCUCAAGCGAUCCCCCGAGACCGAUUAAUCGCUUUGCAUUUUGUGUUCUACAUGGCAUAUCUCUGUGCAUAUUUUUGGUUCGUCAUAUUCGAUUGCCUGGCUCCGCCGUAUUGAUUUCGUAUUGAUUUCGAAAUGUUUGGGGAGAUUCUUUUUGUACGAAAAUGCUUGAAUUCAAAUAGUCAUUGAUGAUAAUGAAACAUUUUUGCCCCUCUGCCCUGCAUCUCAUGCUAUUAUUGGCUAACUUAAGCUUGGAUGUUGAUUGCGAUUCAUUCGGUGAGUCCACAACAUGGAUUGAUGUGAAUUGCCUCCAUUACUUGUUACAUGACACUAAUGAUGAUGAUUUUAGCUCUUCAAUUCGGAGAGCACGAAUUUCGGUAAAACCGAAGACAUGGUUGUUGCUCUGAUUUUGACCCAAUAAAGGACAUGAUAACAAUCA
Molecule: messenger RNA, 1618 nt
Organism: Tigriopus californicus
Lineage: Eukaryota; Metazoa; Arthropoda; Copepoda; Harpacticoida; Harpacticidae
Exons: 2
Coding region: 506-1210 (234 amino acids)
Source: RefSeq, a predicted model, not a curated record